This is a messenger RNA of Eimeria maxima, 1800 nucleotides long. RefSeq lists its product as hypothetical. The transcript has a single exon. The record is from RefSeq and is a predicted model, not a curated record. The coding region runs from base 1 to 1800 and encodes 599 amino acids. Lineage: Eukaryota; Apicomplexa; Conoidasida; Eucoccidiorida; Eimeriidae.
AUGUUGUUUCGCAGUGUACAAUGCGCACUAUUGAUAAAAACGUACAUCAAAUGUUGGGUCAAAUUUACAAUUACGUCAGGCCUUGGAACUCCCAGCGAAUGGUUCAAGUUUUUCACUUCCGACUCUCCUUUCCUCUCCGAAGCCAUAAGCCCUCGUCUUCGGGGAACGAUUGAUUUAAUGCUGUCUGACUUGGUGACCUCUUCAGCAGCUGCUGCUGCAUAUGCGCUGCACGGACCAGACAGGGCUCAGCCCCCAUGGGAACAGCAACGGCCCGUUAAGAAUUUCUCUGAAGUAGCAGGACUGGUGGCGCGGCUCUUUCUAGGAGGGGAUUCUGAAGACAGUGUCGGGCUUGCGAAAAAAGAAAAACAACAAACGCCUCCCCCGCAACAGCUGCUGCAGCGCUCGGAGGAAGAAAAAAAGGCAACGAGUCAGCAGCAUUCCACCCCAAAAUUGAUCAUCACGCCUCACGAGAAUGCCGCAACAACAACGGCUCGUCAAAGGGAAACAGCUGCAACAAAGAUAACGGCAAAGUCACCAACAGCAGCAGUCGACACUGCAGGGACACGAACAGCCAAAGGUUCAACUCCAGCGGAACCAGCAACCCGGGAAGCUGGGGUAAAGCUCCCUGAGUCAGCGACAGCAGAUUCAAAGACUUUGGAGGCCCCUGCACUGGGCAGAGCAGCACGCAGAGAAGCGGGGGGAGGCAUUCGAGAGGCCGCCCUGCGGAGGACCAUCACAAGAGGCACUCUGAUGACGGAAGGCGACAUGGCAAAAGCUGAGGGGAAAUAUCAUCCUCCGGCAGCCGUAGUGACAGCAGCGGAAGGAAUAGCAGCACCCAAAGCACGUGCACCGGCUAUGGUUUCACAGCAAGGUAGGGCAGCAGCUACAGCACCAGGAAGGGAAGCUCCUGAGCCUGUUGCUUCUGCAGCAGCUGCAGCACCUAGAAGGGAAACAGUUGGGUCUCCUCCUGCAGCAGAAGCAGCAAGAUAUGAAAGGGAAGCUGCGCCGGUUGUCAAGACGGCUGUAGAACAAGCAACAGCAGAAAGUACAGCAAUGGAUGGUAGUCCUGCUAUGUCUGUUGUUGGAAGGUUAGCACCAGAGGCAGCAGGACCAGAAACACCUACGGGACAUCCCCUGCCUAUUCCUGAAUUGCCUGCAGAAGCAGCAAGUGAAGGUGCUUCUUUGGCUUCUGAAGAGGCACCAGCAGUAGCAUCAAGUGUGGGAGAGUCUGCUUCAUCUUCUGAAGUAACAGCAGCAACAAAAAGGGAAUCGGGUGAACGCAGUGCUACACCUGUUCGUGAAGCAACAGCAGCAGUAGCAUCACCCGCUGCAGAAGCAACGACAGCACCAAAGGCAGCAGACUCCGGAGCAGGACAGGAAGCUGGCGCAAGCUUUCGGCGGCUCCAGCAGGACAUCAGCGGAUGGGGUGACAAACCUAACCUGCAGGAGCAGCAGGAGCUUCUGCAGAAGCAGCUUCUCCUGCAGAAGCAGCUGAACGAGCAGCAAAUGCAACAACAGGAGAUGCAGCAGCACCUGCACGAGCAGCAGUUGCACCAGAACAUGCAACAGCACCACUUGAUGCAGCAACACAUGCAGCAGCAGCUGGCCCCGGUGAUGCGGGUGGACGUGGCAUUGGCACGACUGCCACAGAUACUGCCGGUCGCAGCAGCAGCAACCUCCCAUGCAAUGGAGGCUGUUGUAGGCACCACGAAAACCCUGGCUGCCGCAGCAGCAGCGUCAGCACAGGAUGCGCUUUCUAGAAGACAGCGAAACAGAGUAGCAGCAAAUCGGCAACACUAA